Molecule: messenger RNA, 2479 nt
Organism: Canis lupus familiaris (dog)
Lineage: Eukaryota; Metazoa; Chordata; Mammalia; Carnivora; Canidae
Gene: NIT2
Product: nitrilase family member 2
Exons: 10
Coding region: 63-914 (283 amino acids)
Biological process (GO): oxaloacetate metabolic process; L-glutamine metabolic process
Cellular component (GO): mitochondrion
Molecular function (GO): omega-amidase activity
Source: RefSeq, a predicted model, not a curated record
CCCGCGCCGUGCGCCGCGUCGGUCGGUGGGUCUGCGCCGGGCCGGGCCGCGCCGCGCCGCACAUGCUGCCCCGCGGGAGAGCGAUGGCCACUUUCCGCCUGGCCCUCAUCCAGCUCCAGGUUUCUUCCAUCAAAUCGGAAAACCUCGCUCGCGCCUGUGGCCUCGUCCGGGAGGCGGCGAGACAAGGAGCCAAAGUAGUUUCCCUGCCGGAAUGCUUUAACUCUCCAUACGGCACGAAAUAUUUUCCUGAAUAUGCUGAGAAAAUUCCUGGUGAAUCCACACAGAAGCUUUCUGAGGUAGCCAAGGAAUGCAGCGUGUAUCUCAUUGGAGGUUCCAUUCCUGAAGAGGAUGCUGGGAAAUUAUAUAACACUUGUGCCGUGUUUGGGCCUGAUGGAACUUUACUGGUAAAGUACAGAAAGCUCCAUCUGUUUGACAUUGACAUUCCUGGGAAAAUUACAUUUCAUGAAUCUAAAACACUGACUCCUGGUGAUAGUUUCUCCACCUUUGAUACUCCUUACUGCAGAGUGGGCCUCGGCAUCUGCUACGACAUGCGCUUUGCAGAGCUCGCGCAAAUCUACGCGCAGAGAGGCUGCCAGCUUUUGGUGUAUCCUGCAGCUUUUAACAUGACCACCGGACCCGCCCACUGGGAGCUGCUUCAACGAGGCCGGGCUGUUGAUAACCAGCUGUAUGUGGCCACAGCGUCUCCUGCCCGGGAUGAGCAGGCCUCCUAUGUUGCCUGGGGACACAGCACUGUUGUGAGUCCUUGGGGGGAGGUUGUUGCCAAAGCUGGCGCCGAGGAGACAGUCGUGUAUUCAGACAUAGACCUGAAGAAGUUGGCUGAAAUACGCCAGCAAAUCCCCAUUUUUAGCCAGAAGCGAUCAGACCUCUAUGCAGUGGAGGCGAAAAAGCCCUGAGGUUUAUUUUCCUAACAUGUCAUGAAAUAGGAUGAUCUGUUUCUGCAAUGUGAUCAUCUCCCUGCUGAAUUAAUUAAAGAGAUCUUUUUUUUUUUAAUUUAAAUUUCAGCAUUUUUCCUUACCUGAGAAUUCUCUAAUGAGAUGAUGGAGCAUCAGCACGUGUAUUUUUCACACCAUAUUACACAGUUAAAAAGGACUCGGGCUGGCAUUGAGAGCUGAAGGAAGAGGGGCUACCUCCCAUGCUAAGUUGCCUCCCAGUAGUUGGUAGAAGUAUCAGGCCUUGGUGUCCAGGUGAUUUGCCUGGUACAAAUACAGCUUGUGUCACACACCUCUUCUCUCUUGGCUGGAGUUGGAGUCCACCAUGUAGAAAACUUGGUCUGGUGCUCCUCUUUUUUGAGCAGGAUUACAUUUUUGGUCUGUGAGCAGAUAUGGGAAGCAAGGCGAGGGACCCUUGGUGUUUGCUAGAGGAGAUGGCAGCCCGAGUCCUCCUGGCAGCCGGGGGCUCCUUGGAUGCAGGAAGGAGCUGAUGAAUCAUGCCCAGACCCUCCAGGUCGUAGGGGAGAGGCUGUGUCAACAGUGAGUCCCGUGGAGGACUGUCCGGUGUCAUUUGGUCAAGGCAACUAAAGAUGGGUCUCUGCAAAAGGUUUUCUUGAUGGGAUGAGUGUCUGAAAAUCUUUUUCUUUUUGCUUUUCUCCCUGGCAAGACUUUGUAGCUUGGUAAAGGCAAGUUUUUAGGCUAAUUGUUUUCAGAAUCCUUUUGCAGAAUUAAAAAUCAAGAAUUCCAGUGAACCUUGUUUUUAUGUACGUUGGGCUGGUAAACGUUUACCCGCCAGCCGUCCCAAAGAAAGCCCUGAUUUGGGUAGCAUUUGCCAGUUUCCGUGGCGUAAAUACUUUCACCGUGGCCGAGGUGCAAACUCUCAGUAGAACACGUCUAACCAGAGUUGGGAAUAAAAGCACCGUUGGCACUUGUGAGCUGGUGCGGUCCUGCUCUGGCGCUCCGCUGUUUACAUCGUAGUCACCCGACUGGGAAGAUAAAAUCUUAGAAGAAUGAGUGAGCACACACUCUAUUAGCUGUACGAGCCGAGGACACCAUCGCGUGUCAUUUAACCUCUGGGAAUCAGCAUCGUACACUUGGAGGAGUACAAGUGUGAAAAGGUGAACGACAUUUGAAAAUUAAGUGUCCAGUUUGGUGAAAUCUGACCGAUGUGUACAGCCCUGAGGCGCUCUAAUCAGGAUGGCGAGCAGCCCUCCUCUCGGCCCGCCCCCAGCCUUCCGGUGCUCUCUAGAAUCCCUCCGUACUCUUCUCAGCCCCAGGCCGUCACUGAUCAGCUUUGUCACCGUAGGUUAGUUUGAAUUUUCUGUAAUUACCUAAAAGUGGAAUCCUACCACGUGAAUACUUUUUUGUCUUCUUUCACUCAUCGUAAUUAUUUGGAGACUCAUCCCUGCGUGUAUCACUGAUUUCUUUGUUAAUUGCUAAAUGGUAGCCCACUAAGCGGAUAUACCAUAAUUUAAAUAAACAUUUGAGAUUUCAGUUUUUGGCUAUUAGAAAUAAAGCUGUUAAAAACA